AAAAAUGAGAAUUGUUUUUAAAUUUGUUCCUUUUAUAUUUGCAUGGAAAUUAUCCCCAUCUUCAAAAAAAUGUUGCCCCUUCAAAUAGUUAGACUUAAAUAUAGGUACAGUAUUAAUUAACGAUGCCGGAAAAUAGCCUGUCUGGUAUAGUGGGCGUGGUAUAUAAAACCAAUCUUGCGUAUAUUUGUUAGCGUCAGAUACAGAGGUCGGUGCCCGUUACGCUUUGUUGCUCAGAUCAAAUUUCGCAGAAACACUGCGGCAUAACAGCGCUGUAUUAAUGUCUUCCGUGACGAUCUAUCUAGUCAUCGUGCUAUGUAGUUUUUCCUUAUUCGCCUCAACUGUUUACCUGAUUGAGUAUAUUGUCAAUAUAUAUGGCAAACAUUGUGGGGGUUUCACUCACCCUAUGUUGAUGAAUUUUAUUUUUGAGGUAUAAAUAGCCAGUUGGUUGGGAUAGCAUUAAAGCUUAAAUAUACAAAAUUAAAUUUAACCAAGUGCCAAGUAUUUUAAUAUGGAUAAUCGAAAAGAAUUGAGACAGCGCAGCAAAACAUCAAAGAAAGAUACUCCACACAAACGGACAGGCGAUGAAAACGCAUUGCAAGGCUCAACUUCAAGGAACACCAUUACCUUCGUGGUGAAGGUGGUGAUAGCUGCUCUAAGUGCAUAUCUGUGCUGCGCGUAUUUCACAUCCCCGACUUCUUCCGUCGUCGUCAAUGACAUGCAUAAUAUUGGGCAAUUGAAAUGGGCAAAUAUGAUAAACAACGAUCUUCAGAGUGGGGAAAAGCUGUUUACCGAGUUAAUUGGGCCAGAAUCUAUUGCAGUUGAUAAAGUUGGUAACUGGUACGCUGGCCUCGAAGAUGGUCGAAUCAUGAAAAUCUCAAAUUCUGGCAAGGUACUUACCGAAUUGACCAAAUCAUUCGACUUUGCGAAAGGAAGUAAGCGUGUGGAUAAACGUAUUAUGGGUUUAAGAUUGUUUAAUUCGAAACUCUUUUUCGCGGAUGCAUACCAAGGUAUUUUUGUUAUCGAUAUACUCACAAAAGAAUGGAAGAAAAUUGUAGGAUUCGGUGAUGUCAACCCCAACCUGAUGUUUGCUAAUGAUUUGACAAUAACUGCAGAUGGGUCAACGAUAUAUUUCACCGAUACUAGUGAGAAAUGGGAUUACAAAGGGGCUGCGUAUAGCAUAAUAGAAGUAGAAUGCAGUGGACGAUUGUUCAAAGUAGAUCUAACCACUAAAAGUGUCGAUCUUCUCCGUGAGCGUUUGUGCUUUGCAAAUGGAAUUGAAUUGGAUUUGACAGAAUCGAAGUUGCUGUUGUCAGAAAAUAGUCGACGCCGUAUUCUUGUAUUUGAUAUAAAAUCAGGCGAAAUCUUGAAACAGAUUCUGCUUCCUGGUGGGCCAGAUAACAUCAGAAGAAGCAGAGAUGGAGGAUUUUGGGCACCGAUUCCAGUUUUACCCGACCCGAGUUUCGAUAUCGCCUUACCAUUUCCAGUUAUCCGUGACACUUUAACCGGUGCUAUUAGCUUAGAAACUCUAUUUAAACUUCUUAAAAUGAAUAAAGGCGUUGUGGUGAAAAUUUCGUCAACGUUCGAGCCUGAAGCCAUACACUAUGAUCUCGACGGGAAAGUUUGUCAAGCCAUCAGCCACGUGUGUGAACUCGAUACUGGAGAACUUCUACUGGGAACCGUCACCUCCCGCGGAAUCGUUAGGCUGAAGUUAUAGUGUAUUUUUUCUACGGAAACUGUUUUUUCUUCAAAUAUAAGACUUCCCCCUAAUGUGCCUUCCUAAUUUGAAACAUUAGAGCAAUCAAACACAUGGACUGGGUUUUUGAUGAUGGUGUUUUGCGGGUUAACUUGGUGGAUCCACUAACAGCCCCCAAAUCAGUUAUUGAGUUGGCAAACUGCAAGUGUAAAAAAAUAAGUGUCAAAAGAAUUUAUGCAUGUGUGACAAAAACAAUCUAA
Styela clava is the source of this 1953-nucleotide messenger RNA. Its product is annotated as adipocyte plasma membrane-associated protein-like. The record is from RefSeq and is a predicted model, not a curated record. Lineage: Eukaryota; Metazoa; Chordata; Ascidiacea; Stolidobranchia; Styelidae. Gene Ontology annotation, molecular function: hydrolase activity. Gene Ontology annotation, cellular component: endomembrane system.